CUCACUCUUGCUCAAGCUCACUGAGAAGCUAGAAAACACAUCUCUCUGUGUUUCCCUCACUAGAAGAGGUGGGUUGCUAUGGCCAAGGACAUUGAGGUUGCAGGGCACGGAGACCUCACAUUGAAGGACUACCACGACCCACCACCGGCGCCACUGGUCGACCCUGAGGAAUUGGGGUCCUGGUCCUUUUACAGGGCCAUCAUUGCCGAGUUCGUGGCCACCCUUUUGUUCCUCUACGUUACUGUGUUGACGGUGAUUGGGUACAAGAACCAGACUGAUCCCUACCAUCACGGAAAUGAAUGCAACGGGGUUGGUAUUCUUGGCAUUGCUUGGGCCUUUGGUGGCAUGAUCUUCAUCCUUGUUUACUGCACCGCCGGCAUCUCUGGAGGGCAUAUUAAUCCUGCAGUGACGUUCGGGCUAUUCCUGGCUAGAAAGGUGUCGCUGGUCCGAGCCGUGAUGUACAUGGUGGCCCAGUGCGGGGGAGCCAUCUGCGGCUGUGGCCUGGUCAAGCUAUUCCAGGAUAUUUACUACAUCAGAUACGGUGGUGGCGCCAAUGAGCUCGCCUCUGGAUACAGUAUAGGAACGGGGUUGGCUGCUGAGAUUAUUGGCACCUUCGUUCUUGUCUACACCGUCUUCUCUGCUACUGAUCCCAAAAGAAAUGCAAGAGAUUCCCAUGUGCCUGUUUUGGCACCACUCCCCAUUGGAUUUGCUGUGUUCAUGGUUCACUUAGCCACGAUCCCCAUCACCGGUACCGGAAUCAACCCGGCUCGAAGUCUCGGAGCUGCUGUCAUCUACAACCAACCCAAAGCCUGGAGUGACCAUUGGGUAUUUUGGGCUGGACCCUUCAUUGGUGCAGCCAUUGCAGCAUUCUAUCACCAGUUCAUAUUGAGAGCUGGAGCUGUUAAAGCUCUAGGGUCUUUCAAGAGCAGUUCCCACAUGUAAUGGGGUAAUGCAUUUCAAUCCAUAUGGUCCGACAGGCUCUGCAUUAUAUGAGUUGUACAUUUAGGUGUAUAAUAGUGGUGAGGAUGUGUGACGAAUUUGUGGCCCUGUAGGAGCUUGGCACUUGUUUUGAAUGUGCCCCGGGAUCAUCAUCUGCUCUGUUUUCUUUCCUUUCCUUUCCCUUUUUUGCCUCGUUUUGUAGUAGUGAUGUUGUUGAGAUUAAUUUAUCAACAACUCUGCUCUAAUAAACUCCUUUAUCAGUUCA
This is a messenger RNA of Vitis vinifera (wine grape), 1204 nucleotides long. RefSeq names its product aquaporin-like (gene PIP2;3). Lineage: Eukaryota; Viridiplantae; Streptophyta; Magnoliopsida; Vitales; Vitaceae. The record is from RefSeq and is marked provisional. Gene Ontology annotation, cellular component: plasma membrane. Gene Ontology annotation, molecular function: water channel activity. Gene Ontology annotation, biological process: transmembrane transport.